Daldinia loculata is the source of this 833-nucleotide messenger RNA. RefSeq names its product carbohydrate-binding module family 50 protein. Lineage: Eukaryota; Fungi; Ascomycota; Sordariomycetes; Xylariales; Hypoxylaceae. The transcript is spliced from 3 exons. The record is from RefSeq and is a predicted model, not a curated record. Bases 132 to 611 code for a protein of 159 amino acids.
CAUGAAAAGAUCUCAUCCUCACCACGAUCAACUUAUACAUACCUACAUACAUACCUACAUAAUCUACCUACUACAAUAUAUAGAUCUAAUAAUCUAUAAUCACUAAUUAAUCAACCAACCAACCAAUCACCAUGUACGCCAUCACCGCCAUCGUCUCCGUCCUAGCUCUCGCCGCAAACCAAGUCCUCGCCUUUCCCACCGAGCUGUUUCCCCGCCAGGGUUACGUCGCGAACUGCAACACGACCUACUCCGUUGUAUCUGGUGAUACUUGCAACGGUAUCAUCAGCAAGUUCAACAAUACCUUCACUCUAGACCAAUUCUACUCCAUGAACCCCCAAGUCGCCAAAGACUGCUCAAACCUGUACCCCGGGGAACUAGUCUGCACCGCCCUCGACGAAUCCACCGGACCCGUGUGCCCAGCUCCCACACCCGCCGGCAUCGUCGCCAACUGCAACGCGUGCUACCACGUCGUCGAGAGCGACAGCUGCUGGACCAUCACCCAGGCCGAGAACAUCUCCUUGGACAACUUCCGCAAGUGGAACCCUAGCAUCGACGCCUCGUGCUCCAACCUCCAGCUCGGCUACAACUACUGCAUUGGCGUCAGUGCUUGAAGCUAAGUAACGGAGAGGGCAGAGCAUAGCUGUGGCUUCGAGAGGAAGUAGAGUUAUGAGUUGCGAGAAAAGAGCUUAGGAAUGAGUGAAUGGCUUUUACGACAAUUUUAUGAAUACUAGUUUAGUUUAACAGUCUUUAAUUUCAAUAAUUCUUACUUUGGGCCUAAUAUUAUAAGAGCUUCUCUCUCAACUUCGCACAAACCCGUCACAUUAGAGACAGUG